This is a messenger RNA of Eruca vesicaria subsp. sativa (arugula), 1524 nucleotides long. The record is from the annotation of a GenBank genome assembly. NCBI's taxonomy places the organism in Eukaryota, Viridiplantae, Streptophyta, Magnoliopsida, Brassicales, Brassicaceae.
GUCACCGCCGACUACUCUUCUUCACCAUCGCCGCCACAAACGAGGUUUUAACAUAUAAAUAGAAAGCUUAACCUUACGAUUUAGUCAAAUAUUCAAUCACAGAAAGAAAAAGUCGACAUGGAGAACGGAGAUAUUCCAGAGAACGCCAAUGAACAUUGCCCAGGUCCUCAAUCGGAGUCUGCUGGAAAGUCUGAUUCUUGCGCAGGUUGCCCUAAUCAGGAAGCAUGUGCCACUGCUCCUAAAGGACCUGACCCAGAUUUGGUUGCCAUAGCAGAGAGGAUGAGCACUGUUAAGCACAAGAUUCUGAUUUUGUCUGGUAAAGGUGGGGUUGGUAAGAGCACUUUCUCUGCCCAGCUCUCCUUUGCACUCGCGGGAAUGGACCAUCAAGUAGGCCUCAUGGACAUAGAUAUCUGCGGUCCAAGCAUGCCUAAAAUGUUAGGCCUUGAAGGUUCCGAGAUUCACCAGAGCAACCUCGGAUGGUCUCCGGUUUACGUGGCAGACAACCUCGGCGUCAUGUCCAUAGGAUUCAUGCUCCCGAACUCUGACGAAGCUGUUGUCUGGAGAGGUCCCCGCAAGAACGCUCUCAUCAAACAGUUCCUGAAAGACGUUUACUGGAGAGAUAUUGAUUACCUCGUGGUUGAUGCUCCACCAGGAACUUCGGACGAGCACAUCUCCAUCGUCCAGUACCUUCAAGCCACUGGUAUCGACGGUGCGAUCAUUGUCACAACCCCACAAGAAGUUUCCUUGAUCGAUGUCAGGAAAGAAGUGAGCUUUUGUAAGAAAGUUGGAGUCCCUGUGCUAGGAGUGGUGGAGAACAUGAGCGGUUUGUCUCAACCGUUGGCUGAUGUUAAGUUCAUGGAGAUUGGCUCCUCCGUUGACGUGACGCAAAAGGUAAUCUCUUGCUUGAGAGAGAACGCGCCGGAGCUUCUGAACGUCUUGGCUUGCAGCGAAGUGUUUGAUAGUAGUGGAGGAGGUGCGGAGAGGAUGUGUAGGGAGAUGGGAGUGCCGUUUCUUGGGAAAGUUCCUUUGGAUCCACAGCUUUGCAAAGCAGCUGAGCAAGGUAAGAGUUGCUUUGAGGGUGGUAACAAGUGUUCGGUUAGUGCACCUGCGCUGAAGAGCAUCAUUCAGAAGGUUCUUGCUUCGAUGAAAGAUGAAGAAUCCAACUAAAUAGAUCCUUUUGGCUGGAAGAUCCGUGCAAAGACAGUGAAGGUGUGUAGGCUUUUUGUGCAAGUUAUAGGCACAUGUGUAAUAAGAUUUUUAUCAUGAGAUUGGGCCAUUAGAUCUUGUUGACUAUGAUUACUAUCGUUGAAUUUCAUUUGAGUAUUUGGCUAUUGUGGUGUUGUUUUGGUGAAUGCAUAAAUUUAAGGCGAAAACUGAACAUAGUCCAAACUUAUUGGCACCUAGCAGAAAAUAGUAUGGAUUUUUAGUGGCCAAUUGGAAUUAUUAAAUGUUGUCGGAAAAUAAAAGAUGUAACGCUAGAACGGAGAAUCUUUUUUCGCCGUUGGAUGCUUCUUUAAUAACCAA